AUGACCACAGCAUCCCAAGACAACGACGAGCCGUCCUACAUCGACUACGAGACAUUCCUAGAUCCGAAUUUCAAGCCAGCUGCCUUUGCCAACUCGCUGGUCGUUGCGACCAACAACCCCAAUGACUCCACGCUAGACCUAUCAACCCCCCUUUCGAGGGUUCUCUUUGACGCCCAAGAGGUCGACUCGCACAUUGACUCUCUGACGACGCGCUCUGCGAUACCGCUACUUCAGUAUACCCAAGAGCAAACAAGCGCCAGUGCACGGAUCGUUGAUGAGCUUGACGCUCAGAUCAAGACGUUGAAUGAUAGCUACAAGCAGCUAGAGAAGGAGGUUGUCGAUAAGCAUGCCGAAGCAGACGAGGUGCGGCAGGUUGCUCUGCGACUAUGGGAGACUUUGAGAUUGGCGCGGUCUGUUGGUCGAUGUCUGCAGCUCGGACGCCAGCUCGAAGUCCAGCAUGCCGACCUGGGAGGCUCAGGGGCUGGUGACGACCAAGCCGCUUUGGUGCGGUGCUCCUACACCAUUCUCAGUCUGCGGGAGAUACUCGAGAAAAGGUCGCAAGGAGAAGAAGGGUUCGGGCUAAACAGAGUGGACGCGGUGCGCAGCCUGCAGGACACCGUCAUCAACCCCAUUGAACGCGAAGAGGCUCGAGAGAACAUGGCGUCGGCCAUGGCGACUCUAUAUCUUCUGUCGCCAUUGGUCACGCUCAAGGCGGAGAAAUGGGAGAAAUGGAUCCCUCGGUAUCUGCUCGUCGCCCUCGAAUCCUACAUACGGACAGCCCUGCAGACAUCUGUGACGAUCCUCUCCCGAGCCUUGAGUCAGCUGCCGACGCUGGAAAGGGCGCUGUUGGAAGUCUCUGCCAAAUGCCAGCACAUUGUCGCCCUGGAGAUCAUUCUCGAAGCUACCAAGGCGCCUUCGCACCCACUGCUCCCCGCUGAUGCACGGCAGAGCCAAGUACCACUGCUGCAGUCCAUGUACGCGCACCUGGAGACAUCCUCGCUUCCAUCGUACUACUGGCGAACAAUGGCUAGCAACCUGGCCAGUCGUGUGCAAGACAUUGUCAACCGAGGCGGCGUGGUCGCGAGGACCUUGAAAUCGAACAAAUCCAAUGUCGGGGAUGCCAUCCGACACGCCGUCCUCAGGGGCUGCCAGCCGCCCAACGCACUGUCCGGGUCGAGGAGGACGACGGGCAACUGGGAGCGUGAAAGUGCAGUCAUGGUGGCGAGCGUAGUCAACAACCUGGGCCUCGUGCACCCAAAGGAGUACGACAUCAAAGACAGCAACGUCGAGCUCAUUGGCACCGAUAUAGACCACCAGGUCAAGUACAAUUCGGCCGUGUCCGAGCCAGCCUGGCACGCCAACAAUGUAGGCGCCGCGGCUGGCCUUCACAUCUGGCGCAUUGAGGACUUCCAGGUCGUCGGCUGGCCCAAGGACAAGUACGGCCAGUUCUACGACGGCGACAGCUACAUUGUCCUGCACUCGUACAAGGUCGGCGACGACAAGCUGGGCCACGACAUCUUUUUCUGGCUGGGCAACCACACCACGCAGGAUGAGGCGGGCACCGCGGCAUACAAGACCGUCGAGCUCGACGAGUUCCUCCAUGGCGCAGCCACCCAGCACCGGGAAGUGCAGCGUGCGCCGUCGGACGAGUUCCUGUCUUUGUUCCCGCGCAUAUCCAUUCGCGCCGGCGGUGUCCGAUCUGGCUUCCGCCACGUGGAGGAGGAGGUCAAGGAAGAGAUCCUCACACUUCUCCGCGUGUUCAAGAACCCAAGUGCCGGCGCCAACGGGUUGGUUGUGCACGAAGUGGAACCCACUUGGAAAAGCCUGGACGACGGUGAUGUCUUUGUCCUGGACACUGGCGACAAGAUCUGGGUAUGGCAGGGCAAGGGCUGCAGCCCCAUGGAGAAGGCCAAGGCAGCCCAGGUUGUCCACGACAUGACCCUCGCCAAGCACGUCGAUGUCGAGGUCCUGACACAGGCAGAGUCGCGCUCGAGGCGGAUCGUUGACCUGCUGGGUGGAAAUGACGAGACGCCCACGGACGGAUUCAAGGCCAGCCGACCUUUGGCCCAGGCUCGCAAAGUGGGACAGGAGGGGACGACCAAGAAACUUUUCCGCCUGAGCGAUGCUUCGGGUGAGCUGACUUUUGACCUGGUCAAGGACGGCCCCACCCUUUCCACGGACGAUCUCGAUGGGAACGACGUAUUUAUCCUUGAUGACGCUGGUCAGGCUGUCUGGGUUUGGGAAGGGCAAGGGGCCAGUAAGGCGGAGAAGUCCAAGUGGUUGCAUGUGGCAAGGGUGUACAUCAACUGGCUGACCAGCCAAAACGACGACGCUUAUCUCAUACCGUUGGCAAAGGUGCACGAGGGUCACGAGAGUCGUUCUUUUUUGAAAGCUAUUGAAACAUAG
Emericellopsis cladophorae is the source of this 2406-nucleotide messenger RNA. RefSeq lists its product as uncharacterized. The record is from RefSeq and is a predicted model, not a curated record. Gene Ontology annotation, molecular function: actin filament binding. NCBI's taxonomy places the organism in Eukaryota, Fungi, Ascomycota, Sordariomycetes, Hypocreales, Bionectriaceae. The transcript is spliced from 3 exons. Bases 1 to 2406 code for a protein of 801 amino acids.